GAAAUAUUAGUAUAUCCGUUCUUUCCAAGAUGGCUUCCUUGGCAAGGACACCACGACUUCUGAAUGAAAUGAAGAGGGUGAUAGUUUCACCUAGACAAUUUUCGAUAGCGUCUCGAGUGCUGAAAGACAAAACAAGUGACCAAGGUCCAAACACUGAUGUGAUGACACAUACAGGACAGAGUUGGGAACUUGAGGAUCACAGAAGAAUACGUUUCCAUGGAAAAGAUAAACUGGUAAACAGAAACUUUGCCCAAGAUUUGGUGGCUGCAGAACCUGUUGUAGUUGUAAAAGAUAGGCAGGUGAUGAGUAACAGUGGUGGGGCUUUAGGUCAUCCCCGAGUCUACAUCAACCUGGAUGCAGAUAAAGUGUCUGUUUGUGGUUAUUCUGGGCGGAAAUUUGUACAGCAGAAAUAUUAUGAUGUAAAGAAGCACGGACCUAGCAUUAAUUAUGAUGAAUACAUGAAGGAAAUCACAGCUCCUGACUUUUGUGGAUGAUUAAACUGCCGUUUAGACAAAAGAACGGAAUAAAUGUAUCAUCCAAGUGUAUGUAUGAUUUUGUAAAUACUGACAGUAUGUUGUGAAUAAAAAUUGACAUUAUGUAAAAAAACA
Pecten maximus is the source of this 608-nucleotide messenger RNA. Its product is annotated as NADH dehydrogenase [ubiquinone] iron-sulfur protein 6, mitochondrial-like. The coding region runs from base 30 to 494 and encodes 154 amino acids. NCBI's taxonomy places the organism in Eukaryota, Metazoa, Mollusca, Bivalvia, Pectinida, Pectinidae. Gene Ontology annotation, biological process: mitochondrial electron transport, NADH to ubiquinone. The transcript has 4 exons. The record is from RefSeq and is a predicted model, not a curated record.